AUGGAUGUAAAUGGUAUAACCUGGGUUGGGGGUGUAUAUGAGAAAUUCGAAUCUAUGUGCUUGGAGGUGGAAGAAAAUAUGUACCAGGACACUGUCAAAUUUGUUGAGAAUCAGGUACAGACUGUUGGUGCAAGUGUUAAAAAGUUCUAUGCAGAUGUAAUGCAAGAUUUGCUCCCUGACUCUUUGAUGGAUCCAGAGAAGAUGUCAGCCUGUGGUUUCCCUGUCGAAAAUAUUUUUGAUGUUGAUAAUUCUAAAAGUUCAAGGAUUACCAAGAAAGAAGAACCUAUAAAGGCUAAUGUUGAACACUUAAAUAGGGAUUCAGAGGUGAUAUCUUCUGUUAAGAAUAAGGAUGCGGACCAUAAACCAUCCUUCCUUGAACAACACAUAUAUGACUAUCGCACACAAUCUGCAGAGAGUUGUGCGGAAGAAGCAUGCUUGGACUUGUACUCAAGACAAGACCAUGUUGGGAAUAUGUUUAACAAUACAAACUUGGCUGUCAAAGAGAAUCCAACGAAGCACAGAUGUCCACAGGUGAUUCCUCCUGCUGAAAAGGAUUUGAGCAGACGAUCAUCAUCCUGCCAUGAAACCCAUAAAGGUUCAUGCGAGCAUAUAGAUACAUUUAUAACCCCUUUUAUAGAUGAAGGUAUGGCAUGUGACUCCACUAGGGAAGGUCGUGUUAUUGCAAUGCAAGCCAAUUCGGAUGCAAAAGAAUGGAAUGAAAUAUUAGAUUCAUCCUUUGGUGGCUUAUCAUUAGAACCAAAUGCUGCAGACAUUUGUUUCAACAAUGGGAUGGUUUCUCUGGUAGGAUCCUCUCCAAGUGGACAAGUACAGUGUGAGAGAUAUGCUGAAAAGGAGGUCUCAGCGUCUCAUCCUGGGGGAUCACAUGACUCCAAUUUGGAUGCGAUUGAGAGUAAUAUUGUUGUUGUACAAGAAAUGGAAACCAUUCAACAAUCUGCCAAGGCGAAACUUGAGGAGACUUGUGUGAUGGUGACUGAUGAGGAUGUUCAUUUUGUUCCUCACAUGGAAGGCAAGCGUAGGCCUUACAAGAAAAAACUUCAGAAAGCCUUUUCCUCAAGACUGAGGUCUGCAAGGAAGCAAGAAUAUGAGCAGCUUGCAUUAUGGUAUGGGGAUGAUGCAAAAUCAAAUUUGGAAAGUGAAGACGGUGUACUUCAUUCUAUUACUAUGGAGGAGACGAAGAAAUCACCAUCUCAUGUUUUUUGUGAAUCUGAAUGGGAGAUUCUGUAG
This is a messenger RNA of Prunus armeniaca (apricot), 1245 nucleotides long. The record is from the annotation of a GenBank genome assembly. Lineage: Eukaryota; Viridiplantae; Streptophyta; Magnoliopsida; Rosales; Rosaceae.